Varanus komodoensis (Komodo dragon) is the source of this 4229-nucleotide messenger RNA. It is a transcript of the gene TOLLIP, whose product is annotated as toll interacting protein. Gene Ontology annotation, molecular function: ubiquitin conjugating enzyme binding; ubiquitin binding. Bases 91 to 936 code for a protein of 281 amino acids. Gene Ontology annotation, cellular component: cytoplasm. Lineage: Eukaryota; Metazoa; Chordata; Lepidosauria; Squamata; Varanidae. Gene Ontology annotation, biological process: ubiquitin-dependent protein catabolic process. The record is from RefSeq and is a predicted model, not a curated record. The transcript has 7 exons.
GGGGGAGUCAGCUGACUUCGCGGCGUCAGAUCGAGGAACCGUCAACGGCGGAAGGAGGGAGGACCGUCUCCUGGGCCUGAGGGAGGUGCCAUGGCGACCACUGUUAGCACUCAGAGGGGUCCGGUAUACAUUGGUGAACUUCCUCAGGAUUUCCUUCGCAUCACUCCAACACAACAGCAGCAGCAGAUUCAGCUGGAUGCCCAAGCAGCCCAACAAUUACAGUAUGGAGGAGCAAUGGGUACUGUUGGAAGACUAAGCAUCACUGUAGUGCAGGCAAAAUUGGCAAAGAAUUAUGGGAUGACACGCAUGGAUCCAUACUGCAGAAUACGACUUGGCUAUGCUGUGUAUGAAACCCCUACAGCUCAUAAUGGAGCCAAAAAUCCCCGAUGGAACAAAGUUAUUCAGUGCACAGUUCCCCCUGGAGUGGAUUCUUUCUAUCUUGAAAUAUUUGAUGAGCGAGCCUUUUCAAUGGAUGAUCGCAUUGCUUGGACACACAUUACUAUUCCUGAAUCACUGAAACAAGGAAAAGUAGAAGAUGAGUGGUAUAGUCUGAGUGGAAGGCAGGGAGAUGACAAAGAAGGAAUGAUUAAUCUGGUCAUGUCAUAUACGUCCUUACCAGCUGCCAUGAUGAUGCAGCCUCAGCCAGUAGUCCUGAUGCCUACAGUUUAUCAGCAAGGAGUUGGAUAUGUGCCUAUAACAGGGCUUGAAUACUUUGCUCUGGGAAUGCCUGCUGUUUGUAACCCAGGGAUGGUACCUGUGGCAAUUCCACCUCCUGCAGUCAACCCUCAGCAUGUGUGUAAUGAAGAGGAUCUAAAAUCAAUCCAGGACAUGUUUCCCAACAUGGACAAAGAAGUAAUCCGUUCAGUACUAGAAGCUCAGAGAGGAAACAAGGAUGCUGCUAUCAAUUCUCUGCUUCAAAUGGCAGAGGAAUCCUAGAUCCUUCUGCACAUUCCCCAUCUUCAUUGUUACUGUUACUUUUGAUUUGCCAAGCCAGGAAUUUAGCUAGAGGAAGAACUUCCCCAAAAAGGCAUCCAUUCUAAGAAUGCGUUUUCCCUUUCUGUUGGUGGUGAUUGUUGGGACAUUUGCACAUUUGUUUUUACCUAUGAUCUGUAGAAACUUCAGAAAUUUUUAUGAAUAUCAGUUCUGCCAUGUAUGGCUGCAUUUCUUUUCUGAGAGGCAGAUUUGGAGUAUCUGUUCUGCUUCCCCUCAUGCAUUUUUCCUGUUUUGGAAAACAGAUGCCAGUGCAUGCGCACACACAUGCGCGCACACACUGUUUCAACACUAUGUAUUAUUGAGUCAAAAGCUGGGGCAGGCAAAGGAAAUAGAGGUGGAGAGAUAAAGGGCUGCUGGAACUGCUGUCCUAUAGAGUACUUUCAUCAGAAGUAAUCUCAAUCUAUCUCAAUAAAUGACCCCCUUUCUGUGAUAGUCAGGAAGUGAUUGCAUAGCUUGCUUAGUGAUACCUGAACAUUGCGGCAACUUGUAACACUUCAUAGUGUACACAAACAAGCUUUCCUGCAACUUCUGCAUUCAUUAUAAUGAGAAAAGGCUAUGUUCAGCCUAUUAAUUGGGCACAAAUGCAAUUAUUUCUUUGGAGCCAACUGCUCUGAUAUGUUGCUGUAUUUCUGAAAUCUGCUAUCACUUCUUUCUUGCAAAACAGAAGCAUAUGGUAGAGGAACAUGUUAAUGUGCUCUUGUGUUUACUUGCACUGUUCUUGCUUUUACGUUUGUGAAAUAGUCAAAAAAAGAUUAAAACAGGAAUUUAUACCUUGGAAAAUUCAGCCCCAUGAUUAAAUAAACAUCCUCGUGGAGCAGUUGUCAUAACAAUAAUAGUAAUUUGAGAAGAAAACUGCUUCAUUCAGCUAUGUGGAUGAAAUCUACUUUUUUCCUUUUAGAAGAGAAAUUUAUUUUCAGGACAUAACUUUUUCAGUAGAAUAUCCACUGUAAUGAUUCAUUUAGUUUCAGCUGAGUUUACUACCAUCAAUACUCAGGCAUAUGAAAGAAUCAGUUUAACAAAUGAGACAAACCAAACAAAAUGCAAUUCCAAUAUAUAGGAUAUAUGAAUUGUAUAUUCAUUGUGUAUUGCUAUACCCGUUGAAUGUCAGGAGAUAACAAAUUUUCUGUGUUUAAUUAGUUUAUUUCUUGUUUGAAAAAAGCAGAAUAAUGCACUUUAAUACACACAUUUUCAUAAAAUGUGGUGUUUGGCUUUUUGAUGGUUUUAAAAAAUUUUAAAGUAUUUUCGAUAAUUGCUAGCCAUGCUUCAUAUUUCUUUAUGUGUUUAAAUACAAUGCAAGCAUGUAGGUUGAGUCGGUUGUGAUUUUUUUCUUUGAAAGAAUAGAUCAUAUGUUUCCUGUUCUUUAUAUAGUUUUCGUUUUGGCUCCUCUCCCUCAAGCAUUAAAAAAAUCACUAAAAUUUACUUCAUAUCACAAUGAAUACUCCUGGCACAGCCAGUUAUAGUUGAAAUAUUUAUUUUUUUAAUUAUUAAAAUAUAGGUGGGGAAAUAAUUUUUAAAUAAGUACCAAAAAUGUGUGUUUUACUUCUAUAUGUUCGUUAAAAUUUAAAUGUCUUGCAUCCAUUUUUUAAAAAGUAGACUUGCAUUUAUGAGUAUUAGUUCCUUCCUUUCCACUUAUUCCCACUUCUAUUGCGUUUUAAAAUGGUGCAUAUAGUAUACUGCAAUCUGUUUUGUUGGGGCGCGGGGUUGGAACAUUUUGGAAAUUAGUUUGCUUCCUUUCUCCAUACUCUACAGGACUUCCAGUUUAGUAUUAAUUAAUGCUGGACUUUUGUCGGAAGCAUCAUAGACCAUCUGAUUCCUGUGGCAUGUGUGAGCUCAGCAAAUAAUCUGGCAUAACCUGUUUGUUCUUUGGGAAAACCUGCUGCCAUGCAUAAUCUGCAAAAGGUGUAGGGGCACUUCUUUCUGAAUGGCCAGCAGGGAUGGUUUUAAAGGGUUGCUUGUACUUCUGGAAUGGCAUAUUGCAUAGCAGAUGUUGUUAGAGCUGAACUGUAAACACUUGAGUUUGGAUCCAGAGUUUUAUUCUGCUGGUGACACCGUCCUCAGGCAAGUUCUUUAGGAACUUGGAAUGUUCCCACUGGCAGAAAUGGGGGAAAGUGAUUGUUACCAAUCCCUCCCUCCCUCCCUCCCUCCCUCUGCAGCCCCACUUGUUCUGGCACCAUUCCACUGACCCCAGUUUUCCAAAGGAGAUUUUGGGGGGACAGUGGGUACUGUAGAAGAGAGAGGAAAGAUCACUUCCUGCCCUGCUCAGCUGGAUCAAAAUCCUCCUCCUGAUGGAAAGAGUCAUUCUGGCCACAGGAGGUUUUUGCUGGAUCCAGUCCACUGAAAACAGUGCAAAUGCAUGUUCACAAUCAAGAUAGGCAUGGAAAUAUUAAAACAAAAUUCACUUUCUGGAAGGUCCCAGGAACUGAGGCCUGUGGAAAGUCUGGGGAAUUCUAGGACUGGUUUUAAGCUGCCUUUUUCAAGAGUAGAGCAGACUUUUGUAGAUAACGAGUAGUAUUAUAACAUUUGCUAUUCAUAUUUUCCUCUGUCGAAGAAAAAAAUGACAAUGCAAACCUUUUGAAAAAUAUUGAGAAUUCACUGAUUACCAUGUUUUUGUCAUAAAAAAAGGGCAUUGCUACAGUUCUACAAGCAUAUCUUUUCUUGAGAGCUACUUGGAUGUACCCUAAUUCUGCCGAUAUGUAUUUGGAAGUAAUCCCCAUGAAUUACAAUGAAAUUUGCCUCCAAAUACAUGUGAUUAAGAUUGGGGUGCAAGUUAGUAGUUUGCAGAAUCAAAAUGCACUACUUGCUUGUCAGUUAAACUAAAUGCUGUGCUGCGCACAAGUCUCAAUGCUAUUUCUCUUAGAACACUAUGUUCAGCUUUGUGCAUCUCUCACAGCAUCCCUCUGCAGCCCAGACGCUGCUGUGGAAUUAAGCUGAAGUUCACAUCUGCCAAAGGUCUGUAAGUGAUUAAAUCUGGAAAGUUUUUUGUCUAGCUAGAUGCUGGCCACCUUUUUCUCUGCUGUUGUUUGAUUGCGUGCUGAUUGUUCAAAGUGUUUUCCAUUGCAGAUAUUAUUGCUUGUACUGGCUGACCUGUAAUACUGUAUAAAGGAUGUUUUGCUGUAAUAAUUCUGAAGACAUUGUUUUUUUACUGUAUUAAGGUCUAGAUGUUUGUCUCUAAUAUUAUGAAAUCCUUUUUUCUCAUUCUAUCUAAUUUAAUAAAUGUAUACCAAAACCAGGUAAAA